AUGUCCCCAAAAUCUAAAAGUCUCACCCUCUCCCAGGCGGAGGGGAAAAUGCUCUUGGUUCAGCUCUGCAGGAAGGCCCCACGUACCGCUUGUUGCACAGCUGAGACAGACAAUACCCUACUGGAUGUGGAUGAACUGGUCUCGGCAUCAUUCAAGCAAGUUCAAUUUGCAAACGAGGACGUUAUUGAAUAUAUGGCAGAGAUUAAUGCCUCAGGGAUAGAGGACAGCUACAAAGGCAACGGCGAUGGCGCUGGAAGCGGGUCUGAAGGAAGGGACAAAGAUGCCAAUGGGGAUGAUGAGAUGGCUGGCAACCGUAAGACCACCAAACGUUGGGGCCGUGCUAGCGGCUCUAACAUUUACUCAAAGCCACAGGAACAGAUCAUCAUUGGAGGGGUCAAGAAUUAUCGCCCGUGUGGGGAGAGGGGUUGGCGCAAGGUUGGCAUACAUUACAACUGCAGAGUUCCCAAGAAGCACCAACACAACUGGGAGUGUAUCAAAGAUAAGUACAAUUGUAUGGCAAAAAGAAGGAAACCAACCAACAACGGAGAAGGUUCCAAGAUCCACGAUGCUGUCCUUCAGCUCGAAGCAGAGCGCCUUGCUCAGGAAGAAACUGUUGACCUUGACAAUGGGGAGUGGUUGGACUCUGACAAAGCUUUGGAGCCUUGCAUGAAGUCCGAGUCCGACGCUAUCGUCAGCCCCGCUCCCCCUCCUUUUGUUCGUUCCAAACCCAAUAGUUCGAAAUCAAAAGGCAGGGCUUGCGAGCCCGACAUGAUCAUAAUUGAUUUGACAGAUGAAAACGCAGCUCCCCUUCCAAUCAUUGUGCCGGCUAAGCGAAAGGCGAGUUUGAGUGCGACAGCCAAGGAAAGUGUGAUGGCCAAGUUGGGGAUAACUUACUACGCUGCCAAGGCCGUGCAACUAAGCAAAGUUGAGUUGACUGCCGGUUGCUGCUGGGAUGUACAAACCACACUUGACCAUAUUUGUGCCACACUUGAACAGGAUGCAAGCCACACAAGCGCCAAGGCUGCAGGGGUAGCCAAAGUCGAGAUCUUUGGCCGCAAUUGCACAAUUGAACAACUCAAGAAGGGGUGGAUCAACGCCAAGGAGUAA
Molecule: messenger RNA, 1107 nt
Organism: Rhizoctonia solani
Lineage: Eukaryota; Fungi; Basidiomycota; Agaricomycetes; Cantharellales; Ceratobasidiaceae
Exons: 3
Coding region: 1-1107 (368 amino acids)
Source: RefSeq, a predicted model, not a curated record